Messenger RNA from Tinamus guttatus (white-throated tinamou), 441 nucleotides. The record is from RefSeq and is a predicted model, not a curated record. Lineage: Eukaryota; Metazoa; Chordata; Aves; Tinamiformes; Tinamidae.
ACGUUUUGACUGAUUUUGGUUUUCAUGACAGAUGAUUUUUUUUCUCUCCGCAGGAUGGAAAGUAAGAACCUCUUCCUGAGCUUAUUACUCUGCUACAGUUUACUCACAGCUGCCAAUUCUCACCUGGUCAUUGAAGAGAAGGCAGAAUGCAACCUGUCGAAGAACAACAAAAUGAAUCUCCCAGAUCUCUCAUCCAUCUCCAUAGUAGAUCUAACUAAAAGAUCCCAGAAAGUCAGCAGAAAAGAGGCAGAAAACAAGAAAUCAUCCAAGGCUGACCCGAAGAUACCUCCAAAACCAAGGCCCACACCUGCAGCUGACUGCGUGCCCAAUUUCAAAACCUGCAAGCCGCACUUGAAUUCAUGUUGUAACUACUGUGCCUUGUGCAAAUGCCGGAUUUUUCAGACCAUCUGCCAGUGUCUGCUGUUAAACCCAAAGUGCUAA